This is a messenger RNA of Salmo salar (Atlantic salmon), 3113 nucleotides long. RefSeq names its product chloride intracellular channel protein 4. The record is from RefSeq and is a predicted model, not a curated record. Lineage: Eukaryota; Metazoa; Chordata; Actinopteri; Salmoniformes; Salmonidae.
ACGGUCAUUCACGAGGGCAGAAAUAUAGUGUGCCUCUGAUUUAUCAAUGAUUAUGUUGCGUGCAACAGUUUGAUAAACGACAAUCAUUUGUUGUGCACGGAAAUCCCGUAGAGAUACCGAAGAGUCAAAGGGAGCUGUUCUGCAACAUCUAGUUUUGUGGACGGGCUGCACCAAUAGCACACUGCUCUUGCCAUCUUUGUGCUUGAUUUUCUCCUCCCACCACUCUUGUGUGACAAUUGCAGCGAGGCACCAGCCUAGGAAAAUCGGUUAUCCGAAUACUCCGUGGAAAGGGGGUGGCAAAGAAGAGCGAUUAGGCUGAAGAUACCCAUUUGGUGGGGAAAGACUAUUUCGUUUGGAAAAGUUUAUAAAGUUUAGUUCAUAAUGUCUUUGUCGGUACCCCAGAAUGGAAUCAAGGCGGAUAACGAGCCCGUUAUCGAGCUCUUUGUGAAGGCGGGAAGUGAUGGCGAGAGCAUUGGGAACUGUCCGUUCUCACAGAGACUCUUCAUGAUCCUGUGGCUAAAGGGAGUGGUCUUCAACGUCACCACAGUGGACCUGAAAAGGAAGCCUGCAGACCUCCAGAACCUGGCCCCAGGCACACACCCUCCUUUCAUCACCUUCAAUGGGGAGGUCAAGACCGACGUCAACAGGAUCGAGGAGUUCCUAGAGGAUGUCCUCAGCCCACCCAAGUUCACCAAGCUUGGCACCAGACACCCUGAGUCCAACACAGUUGGGAUGGACAUCUUUGCCAAGUUCUCAGCCUUCAUCAAGAACUCCAAACCAGAUGCCAACGAGGGUCUGGAGCGUGGGCUGUUGAAGACCCUGCAGAAGCUGGACGAGUACCUGCGCUCCCCGCUGCCUGACGAGAUCGACCACAACAGCAUCGAGGACAUCAAAAUCUCCACUCGCAAGUUCCUGGACGGUGACGAGAUGACACUGGCUGACUGCAACCUCCUGCCCAAGCUGCACAUCGUCAAGGUGGUGACCAAGAAGUACAGAGGCUUUGACAUUCCCAAGGACAUGACGGGCAUCUGGCAGUACCUGCAGAACGUCUAUACGCGCGAGGAGUUCACCAACACCUGCCCCAGCGACAAAGAGAUUGAGAUCGCCUACCAAGACGUGGCCAAGAGGCUGGUCAAAUAGGGCUAUUCCACAUCCACGCCCCCCCCAGCACUGGGACUGGUCUGUUCAGACAUGAGAAAGAACUAUGGACUACCUUUCCUCCACUCAUUUAAAGCAAACCUAAUGCAUAAAUCUCUGUUCCUACCUUUCCCUUUUUAUUUUUGGAAGAUUUAUUGAGUACAUGAAGUUCAAAGGUCCAUUGGUUAUUGCUUUUUAGUUUUCUUUUUGUUAUGACUGUUUCGAGGCAUCUGACUGGCGAGGCGGUCGCGCUACCUGCCAGAUUGGACGCAGGCUAGUGUGUAUCCGAGCUUAUCAGUUUUGGAGGGCCAUCGACACACACUAUAAAGUGGCCUUCCGGCUGACCCUCUGUUUCCACACGGAAAUAUGGUCGCAAGUGUUUUUUCUGUUGUCUGUUCAAUAUUGAUUUGCAUUUCAUGCUUGCUAUUGACUUUGUGUUGGUUUAAACAGUGUUGAAAGCUUCAGUGUUUUUGGCUCUAGAGAGUAAAUGAGGGCAGGUUUCACUGCAUGUACUGCAUUAGACGCUAGGCCAAACCACAGUUGACAUAUCAGCGCGAUAUGCUUCAUUUUACUGUUGCGUUGCUUGAUUCAAUUGGUAUAACUAUAAUACAGGUAAGGCUACCUGUUUUGUCCAUGCUCUGAUACCAUUUACUCCACAACCUUGUAUGUGGACACAUGGUGCAAACAUCCAUGACAAUUAUGCUACCUGAGCUCAGUCUACAGUAGGCUUAGAUGUAGCUGUGCCAGGUCCUUAGAUUAGAUGUUUUCAGAACAAGGGAACCUAAGAUGCAUGAAAUAUUAGGUACUAUGUAACAAACAAAAUCAACCAUUUAGACUUGUAUGGGAAUACAAACUGCCCUUCAUCACUGCUCCAUAUAGACACUGACACUCCUGGCAGUAAUGCUCAAUUUGCCCAAAAUUAACAUCUUUUUUUUCUCUCUCUCCUGUACAGUACGAAGGGAAAUCUUUAGCUUGAGUUGUGAUGGCAGCAGUGGUAGUUUUAUAUUAUACUUCAGCCACCGAAAAGGGGACAUUUUAUUCAGGUCUCACUGUGGAUUGAAUGACUCCUGUUUAGAUAAACUAGUGAAGUAACAAACGAAAAAACACCCACUCACCAUCUUUCUCCUAUAGCAUACAGACGAACCCCACUCACCAUCUUUCUCCUAUAGCAUACAGACGAACCCCACUCACCAUCUUUCUCCUAUAGCAUACAGACGAACCCCACUCACCAUCUUUCUCCUAUAGCAUACAGACGAACCCCACUCACCAUCUUUCUCCUAUAGCAUACAGACGAACCCCACUCACCAUCUUUCUCCUAUAGCAUACAGACGAACCCCACUCACCAUCUUUCUCCUAUAGCAUACAGACGAACCCCACUCACCAUCUUUCUCCUAUAGCAUACAGACGAACCCCACUCACCAUCUUUCUCCUAUAGCAUACAGACGAACCCCAAUCAGCCAUCAGAAAAGGUGACACUAAAGAUAUUUAUGAGGCUAGGCAUUGGGGAGAGGAGACUGGUUAUGUUAUGACUAUCAUUUAGGAUUUUAUUUUCUCAUUAUUUAGAAUGCUUUCAAAGGAUAUUCUGUCAUAGUUUGAAAAUGCUUUAGUGUGAAUAAAGCAAAAAUAUGUAUCGUUUUGUUUUGCCAUCCUUUCAGACGUUUGUUGUAAUACAAAUUUGAUAAAAGGAUUUGUAAAUAUUUGUUUUGAUUAUUCAGAGUUCAAUGUGUAAAUUGUAUACAUUCAUUGGUUGGUUUGAAUUGGGGUGGGGGGGGGGGGAGCCUUUUUUACCUGCUUGGGUUUUAGUACUAGAAGACAUCUCCUCUGGCCUUAUUUGUUUUCUCUAGCUCAAACGUUUUUCAAAAAUCACUGCAAUUACGACAUGUGUAUGUCCAUUUCAGAAGAAAAGAUCCAGGCUAUGUCAUGGGUUUAAAAAAAAAAACAAUAUUGACAUUAUUGAAAUAAACCUAUUAUUGGCA